GACGGAAGCCAGAAUCGCCUGGGAUCUGGUCGCAAAGAUGGCGUCCUCCGCCUCCGCUCGGCCUCCGGCCGGGAAGCGAGUGGUAAAUCAGGAAGAACUCAGGCGAUUGAUGAAGGAGAAGCAGCGUCUGAGCACUAACCGGAAAAGGAUAGAAUCUCCAUUCGCGAAGUACAACCGUUUGGGCCAGUUGAGUUGUGCCCUAUGUAACACCCCGGUCAAGAGCGAGCUCCUGUGGCAGACUCACGUCCUGGGAAAGCAGCACCGAGAGAAAGUGGCCGAGCUGAAAGGCGCGAAGGGAGCCACACAGGGUCCAUCUGCCAGCGCAGCGCCUCAGUCCGCCAAGAGGAAAGCGUCGGAUGCGGAUAACCAAGACGCCAAGAGAGCGAAGGCCUCCUCCGUUCCUCAGGUACAGCCCUCCACGUCCGCUUUCUCCACCAACUUUGAUAAAACAGGGAAAGAGUCCGCUAGAGCGAUACCUAGUAAACCUUCGGGACUCGGUUUACUCCCUGAAUAUGAAGAUGAGGAGGAGGAAGAGGAGGAAGAGGAGGGAGGAAGAGAAGGAAAAAGAGGGGAUGGCAGCAAACUGCCGCCCAACGCACAGGGCAAAGAACACUCGCUUUCCUCCUCGCGGGAAGCAACAAGUAGUGUGCUGCCAAACGAUUCCUUUAAUACGAAUCCUCCCAAGGCCCCCUUAAUUCCUCAUUCAGGGUCUAUUGAGAAAGCAGAAAUACAUGAAAAAGUGGUGGAAAGGAAAGAAAACACCGCGGAAGCAUUACCGGAAGGAUUUUUUGAUGAUCCUGAAGUAGAUGCAAAGGUACGAAAAGUUGAUGCUCCAAAGGAUCAGAUGGACAAAGAGUGGGACGAAUUUCAAAAAGCCAUGAGGCAGGUCAACACUAUUUCUGAAGCUAUAGUCGCAGAAGAGGAUGAAGAGGGACGGUUGGACCGCCAGAUUGGGGAGAUUGAUGAGCAGAUAGAGUGUUACCGUAGGGUGGAAAAGCUGCGGAAUCGCCAGGAUGAAAUUAAAAAUAAACUUAAAGAGGUUUUGACCAUAAAAGAACUGCAAAAAAAGGAAGAGGAGAAUGCUGACAGCGACGAUGAGGGAGAACUACAGGACUUGUUAUCUCAGGAUUGGAGGGUGAAAGGGGCUUUGUUAUAAGGUUUUUUUGUUGUUUUGUUUCUUACCUUACUGGGGAUUGGAUCUGCUGAAGCUCUACAAUUGAGUCACAGCCCCAGCCUCCUGCCCCUCCCUUUUUAUUUUGAGACAGGGUCUCCCUGACUUGCCCAGACUGUCAUUGAACUUGGAGAUCCUCCUGCCUCAGCCUGCAGAGUAGCUGGGAUUCUAUAGGCGUGCCCCACCAUCCACUGCUAUUGUAAGGUUUUAAAGAUCCAAGCUUUUCAAUAGUUUAAAAAAAAAAAUGCUUUUCAAUAUAUAGAUACAUCUGUUACUCCUUUCCUAGAGAUUUGUAUACUCAUGUCAGUCGUUGAGAUAAAAUGAGCCAGUGAACAGCAGCACUUUGGAAUGUUGGUGGAUUUUUGAGGUAAAAUUGCUUUUGAAAUUUUUGAAGUGUUACAUAACAAAGUGCCAACUUUUUCAUACAUUUUAAGGCUUAAGUGUUUUAAUUUUGAGUUGUAAAAUCUGUAAGUUGUAAAUAUUGUAUACAGUUAAAUAUAUAUUUACCUAAGUAAUUGUUUUGGAAUUUAUAAGUUAAUAUAAGUCUGACCAACAGACAAGUGUUUACAUGAAUAUACUCUGCUGUUUAGAAUGUACAUAUUUUUUCUGAUCCCUAUAUCAAAGGGUUGGAAUAUUUUGUUCUGUCUUAAGAACACUACUCAUAAGUUAUUCUAGGUUACUCGGUUCUCUAGCUAGGUAUUCUGUUUUCAAAAAAGUGCUUUAGAAAAACAUUGAGAAAAAUAUAUGCCAAACAUGUCCAACCUCCUUAAAGCAGUUUGUCUUGACUAGACUGGUGUCUGUCAGAUGUGGAUGUACAUGAGAAUCAACUUUGAAACUUAUAAAAUUGUACACAUGAAUCACUAUGAAGUUUUUUUUUUUUUUUAAAAGUCAAAUAUCAGAGCUAUGACCUUAGAUUCAGUAAACCUGGGUGGGAUGGAGUUCAGACAACUGUAUUUUUCUUUUUUCUUCUUUUUUUGCAGGAUUAGGUAUCAGACCCUAGUACAUAUUAGACAAAACACUCUACCCUCAGUAGAGACAACUAUAUUUUUUAAAGUUCCCAGGUAGGGGCUGGGGAUGUAGCUCAGUUGGUAGAGUACUGGUCUUGCAAGCACAAGCCCAUGGGUUCAGUCCCCAGCACCGCAAAAAAAAAAAAAAAAAAGAUAUUAAAGUUCCCAAGUAAUUCUAAUAUAUGCCAAAAUUGGAGAGCAGCUGCCCUUAAUCUAGAAUACGUUUAUGUUGUUUUCAGAAUUGCUUUAGUGCUAAAACAUUGCAUAAAUAUCCUGCUUCUUGAAUGAAAGAAAUACUUAUUACCUUUAUUUCUAUCUUUUUCAGUCUGAAUUUUUAUUUUGUGAUAAAUUAGGGUUCAUUUUUAUAGGUUUUAUUAAUUAUGGAGAGGUCAUUUAAGUUUUUCUUUUUGUUUUUCUAAUAGUAACAGUUACCCUUGUGUUUGGUCUGUAAUAGAUGAAGUCAGUCCUCCCUUUGGAGGUGGAGGUAUUUAAACAGGAAAAGGGAAUUAGUGUUCUGGAGACAGAAAUGCAUAUUCAGACAGCAUAUUCAAAUAAAAAUGAGCAUAUGCAAAUAAUACUUGAGAUUUAACAGUUCUUAGAACAGGCCAGGCAGGAUUCUAAGUGCUUUACAUAUAUUAACUCACUCUAGUUUCCCUAAAGCUCAGAUUUUAAAGACACAAGUACCAAGAAAGGUGUGCAAAGCCUUGAAUUCUAAAGAAUUCUUCCUGUUGGCACUGUGAAAAUUAAUGGAGGUAUUUUAAGCAAAGAAUCUGCAAAGAAAUAUCAGAUGUUAUUCUAAUUGUAGUAUAUGGAAUGAAAUGAACAUGAAAGAAAGAAGCUGGGAGACUACUUGAAAACUACAUGUACAAAAGCAAGGUUACUAAGACUGAUUAGAUAUGGACUGAGAAAAAUAAAAGAAGUUCAUAAGAAGAGUUGUUUUAGUGACUACAUUUGGAAGAAGAAAGGAGAGAGAGAGAUGCAGUCAAAGUAUUGUUUUUUAAUUAGCGUGGGUGCCUAGAAGUUGUUGACUGGCAGAAGCACAAGUUACUAGUGUAGUCUUUCCACCUCUGGCACAAAAAUCUUUGCUUUCUUGAGCUGCCAGUUGGUCAGUGAUAGCAAUUUCAGUUUAACGACUAAGGGUGCCUCAAAUCUUUGAGCCCACUCUUAGAUGUUUACGUCAUUUAUCACUUUAUUAUUUCAGCAUGCAAGAAGUACAAAAUGGGUUGAAUUGUGAGCCCACUUCUACCUUGGUUAAUAAUCUAAUAGAGCACUGCCCAAUAAUAAUACAAGCCACAUAUG
Messenger RNA from Sciurus carolinensis (gray squirrel), 3477 nucleotides. It is a transcript of the gene Znf830, whose product is annotated as zinc finger protein 830. Gene Ontology annotation, biological process: nuclear DNA replication; mitotic DNA damage checkpoint signaling; mitotic DNA replication checkpoint signaling. The record is from RefSeq and is a predicted model, not a curated record. Gene Ontology annotation, cellular component: spliceosomal complex; nucleus. Lineage: Eukaryota; Metazoa; Chordata; Mammalia; Rodentia; Sciuridae. Gene Ontology annotation, molecular function: zinc ion binding; nucleic acid binding. The transcript has a single exon. Bases 38 to 1156 code for a protein of 372 amino acids.